Engraulis encrasicolus (European anchovy) is the source of this 3088-nucleotide messenger RNA. It is a transcript of the gene stbd1, whose product is annotated as starch binding domain 1. Lineage: Eukaryota; Metazoa; Chordata; Actinopteri; Clupeiformes; Engraulidae. Gene Ontology annotation, molecular function: starch binding. The record is from RefSeq and is a predicted model, not a curated record. The transcript is spliced from 2 exons. The coding region runs from base 168 to 1958 and encodes 596 amino acids. Gene Ontology annotation, cellular component: membrane.
AGGAGCCGCUGCAAGGCAUUAGCCAAUUGGCAAUGAGCUCACCUGAUUGCGGGGAGUGAUUUUAUCUGCCGCAACAAGAGGUCAUUCCAAGAGACGAAGAUACAACGCGAUAGGCGCCUAAUCCGACGCCUCUGACAAACACCAACAGGUCCUGUUUAAAAAGAACGAUGGUCGUCAAGAAGAGUAAAAGCGUCUCCCUGGACAGCCGAGAUAUGCAUUCUGUCUUUUCGCAGAUGAAAGGUUACGGACCGCUAAUGGCUUUGGGUAUAAUUGCGGUGCUGUCCGUCUGUGCUGCGUUCUUCAUUUACCGAUCGGCGAAGGGACAAAGUAAAAGAAACGGCGAAGAUUCAGUGACUGAACAUAUGGAGGAAGACGAGAAGAAGAGAACAGCUGAAAAUAAACACACAGAGUCAACAGGGGUCAUGGAGGAAUCUCAGGCAAUGAAUGCAGGUGAUCCCUCAGAGGAGUUGCCGGUGGGGUCCCCAUUUGACACCAGCGACCUCGCUUCUGCACUGCACGACAUGGAGGAAGAAGCGGGUGACGCUUGGCGUGAGUCUGCCAUCACUGAAGACGACACAUCUCAGGACCAUUCCGGUGCUCCAAAGGUCGACCACAACGACCCCACUGACCCCUCUGCAGCGCCUGGCGAACAGGGAGACGUGGAAGAACUGCAAGAUGCUGAAGUAAAACCCGAGUAUGACGACGACGACGACGACGACCUGGUGGUCCCUCAGUGUGGCAGAGACGACGACGGAGACUACGACGAAGACCAUAAAGGGCUUGUUGGCGACGUCAACGAUGCUUUGCAGGAGCUGUCUGACUAUCUGGAGAAAGACGGCCUGAAAAUGGACCUCGACCUGCUGCACAAGGAGAAGUCCGACGAGCAGCUAUGCAGUCCGGACAGCGCCUAUGGAGACGACGUCGAGCCCGAGCUGGAGAAGACGACGAGGGCCAGAGACCUGCGGAGCAGCUCUACGAACACCGUGGAUCAGGACUUCACAUACUACCAGCAGAGCUGUGCGGACUGCCCCACUGAGCCGCCUGCUACCCAGCAGAACCACCACCACCUCCGGGAUCAUGAGGAGAAAUGCACUGACGCCCUCACCAGCUGGCCUAUGCAAAGGAUCCAUAAGGACUCUGAGACCUUGAUGCGGCACCCCACGCAGCAGUAUACUCCAGACAUGCCGUUCUACAAGCCGGACUACCUGAGCUUCUCCCCGGAGGGUUUCCCCGUGAUGGACGGCUGCAUGAGAAUGAAGCCCGACAUGGUGAGCCCUCUAGCCCUGGAUCCUGUCCAGAGCAUUAGGAGCAACAGCAACGAGCAAGAGGACCAGGCGUCCAAGAGCGACAAGACCGAGAUCAACAUCAUGGAGGCCACCAUGGACAACAACGAAUGGCUGACGGGGAACGAGGGCCAGUCCGCCCCCGGUGCCGGCAGCAACGUGCCCUGGCACAGCCUGAGCGACAGCGGUGACGCUGAAGGCUCCUCCGUGGCUGAGGAGUCCCAGCAGGAUGCUGACUGGGACGCAGACAAAUCUGAGGUGUCCGAAGAGUGGUCCGAGACCUACACGUCUUCUGACCUCGACGACGACCUUGCUGCUGCUGCUGCUGCUGUGGCGGCCAAACGUGUUGCAGUCUCACCUGUGCCGCCACACCAGAAGGCCCGCGUCACCUUCUCCGUCCACUACGUCACGGAGCGGCCCGGCCAGCAGCUGGCCGUGACGGGCAACCGGCAGGAGCUGGGCGCCUGGAGGGGCUUCGUGCUGCUGCGGCGGCGGAACGGCGGCUUCUGGGCCAGCACUGUGGCACUCCCCGUGGACGACCGGGUGGAGUGGAAGUUCGUGGUGGUGGAGGACGGAGAGAUCUGCCGCUGGGAGGAGUGCGGUAACCGGCAGCUGGUGCUCACGGGACAGGAGGAUGAAAAUGUGCAUGUGCAGAGAUGGUGGGGGUGCCUCUGAAAAGGACUUCUGGGUAAAAACGGAAAAUGUCACCCAACUAUCCUCCUUUUCUCUGGGAAACCCAAAGGUUGUCGUUCUUGCAAUACGGAAAAAAUAUCUAUACAAUUACAUAGCAAUAAUGUAAUCUGGCAAUAUGUAAUGACAUUUAUGAGGUGCAAUAUGUUGUCUGUUUUGAGUUGGGAGAUAGUAUGAUUGUGAAUGCAGCAUGAUGCUUGGGGGGCGGGGGGUCACUUGAAAGAGAUGAAUGAUCUUACUAAUCCUGUGGUUUUUGCACUGGGAACUAUAGCAAUAUACCCAUGCUGCUUAUUUGUAUUUUAAAACAAAAUCCUAUGAAUGUAGUUGAAUCGUUAAAUCAAGUCUUUCUCUAAGGUAUGCUGGUAAUCAAGUGGUGUAGCGUGUUUUGUACGUCACAGUAUGCUAUGGGAAAAAUGACUAGUUAUUUCAGUGGAAUGUCUAAUCGGUUCACUGUCCUUCAAUGUAGGUGAAUUGUGUUUUUAUGUCAGAGUUACUCUGCUUUAUUCCACUCUUUCCUUAUGGGUUCACCCUUGAAAGCAGAUUUGACACUUUUUAAUCAGCUUUUAUGCACAGCUGACGAGCUUGGUUGGAUGGCUUUGUGUAACACAGGUGAUCUGGUUGGAUAGCUUUUGUGUAGCACAGGUGAUUCUGAUCGUUGAUUUUACUCUGGUGUGCCCUCUCAGCUGACUCCACUUUGAUGCCUUUAAUUCUACAGCAAUAUAAGUGUAUAUAGGUCAAUGUUUUACAUUUUUCUGUUUUCCAAUAUUUUUUUUGUCUGUAUUGGGAUUUUAACCGGUUUAGUCUUCACUUUUUUUGAUGGUUGUUCCACAGAUAGUUCUGGGUGGGGAGUAACACUGAGCACAGUUAAAAAAAUAUAUGCCCAUGUUGUUGACUGUUUUUAAACUCUGUUCAAAAAAGAAACUAUUUGCACUCUGUAAAUGUUCACUAAUGCCCCCUCCCUCACUUGCUCAUGUUCCCCACCGGUCAUCCUGACUUGUUUUGUAUUUCUGAAGGUGUGCGCGUGUUCUAGAGUGAAAAUGUUAUGUACGUUGUCAUUUUAACUGAUCAUAUGAACUUGUAUGAAAAAUCUAAUAAUAAAAGUAUUUCCUUGACAA